AUAUAGUCAAAAACAUUUUCUUUCUAAAUAUUAAAAUCAUUCAACAUUUAUUGGACAGUUUUUCAGUUUUUAAAGAAUCAUGAAAUAUAUGUAUCAACUGUAAAUUACGUUGCAAAUAGUUAUUGUAUCCGGAAAUAUUUUAAAGACAAUACAAAAAAACCUAAAUGACUUAAUGUAAUUAUAUACAUAUAGCAUACAGAAACAGUGAUGUAAAUAGAUUAUAAAUUGUAAAUAUUGAGAUAUACAAUUAAGAUAAGUCAUGCAUGAUUCUGAAGAAAUUCGAGAUCGCGCAAAAAGCGAUCGAAAUGAUAUCUUUUAAGCUUCUUUCGCGUUAGCUGUCAAAUAGACAGAUAUAACCUACAACGUGUGAAUUUGAAAAAUUUAUCGAAUCUAUAAAAAUGGACGUUGUAACAACAAGUCUCGAAGCUUUGAUACAAAGGGUAACAAAUCCGCAAAAUCAGAAACCCGAUAUAGCGGCGACUGAAGCAUUCUGUGUGAUGGUUACUAAAGAACCAGAAGGCAUUCAAAUUGGUGCUAAAUUGCUAGCACUGCACAUCCAGUCGUCUAAUGAGUUUGAAGCUCUUCAAGCCCUUAGUUUAUUGGAUACAUGUAUGAAAAGAUGCGGGCCAUCUUUUCACGCUGAAAUUGGUAAAUUUCGUUUUUUAAACGAAAUGAUUCGUCUGGUUUCACCAAAGUAUCUAGGUGGUAAGACACCAGUUUUGGUACGUCAGAAAGUAUUACAGUUGUUACACGUAUGGACAAAAGAAUACCCUCGAGAAAUAAAAAUUAAAGAAGCUUAUGAAAUGUUAAAAAAACAGGGUGUUAUUGAGGAUGAUACGAUAUUGUCAGCAAACGGUCAAGAAGAUGCGUUAAAAAUAUCGAAAGCUAAGAGUACAAUAUUCGACGACGAAGAAAAAUCUAAACUACUGCAAAAAUUACUUCAAAGUAAAAAUCCUGAUGAUUUACAGGCUGCAAACAGAUUAAUUAAAACUAUGGUAAAAGAGGAUGAAAGAAGGGUGCAACUAAAUUCACGUAGAAUAAUGGAAUUAGAAUCUGUUCACAAUAAUGCAAAGUUAUUAUCAGAAAUGUUAGACUCGUACAAUUACAAUGAGACUAGUAAAGAAGAUCUUGAAUUAAUGAAAGAAUUGCAUCAAGCUUGCGAACGAUUAAAACCAAUUGUACUAAGAUUAGCAAACGAAACCCAUGAUAACGAAGGGAUGCUAGGUGAUGUGCUUGCCGCAAGUGACGAAUUAGAACAAGUAUUUGAGAAAUAUGCUGCAAUUAUUGUUCGCGGUGAAUGCGUCAAAUUUAAGACAGAUACCAACAUCAGUCCGUACUUAUUAGAUUUAUCUUCUCCAAUAGACAAUAUUUCUCAUGAAAGCGGUGGUACGAAUACAAAUUGCGAUGCUACCAGAAUAAAUAAUCAAUCAGAUAUGGAAGUCUUAGGAGAUAUCUUCAGUUCACUAGGAAAAUCUGAAAACCCAGAAAUCUCAUCGGUUUCUAAUCCAAACUUAUUAAUGACCGAUUCGAUUAUGCAGCCAGUCAACGUUUUGGUCACGAGUAAGAAAGACGAAUCGAUCAACAUCCCUGAAAAGAAAAUAGACAGUAAAGCUAGGGCAUUAGAAGAAUUGAACGAAUUGGGAGAAUCUUUGCUUAAACAAAGUUUAUCGGGCACGGCGUUAAACGUACGUUCAAAUUCAGGAAGUAUGCAAACUGCAGCUCGCACAUCAAAUGCUGAACCUUCAACAAAACACGAUUCGAUAACUUUUUCACGCGGCAGUUCUUCGCGUUCGUCUGAUUUAUUGGAAUCUACAAAUGUAAAAAAUAACAAAACGUCUAAUAUUCAUUUGGAAUCGCUCAAUAAUCUAUUAUCUCAUGAUGUUGAAAAUUCUCCAAAUGUCAUUGAUUCUGACGUGAACGAAAAAAUUAAUACAAACGCAUCCAAUAAUCGAUUAAUCGCGUGGAACAGAGUUUCGGCAUCGUCGACAACAGAAAAUACAGUCAGUACAACAGAACCUGAGAUCAAAUCAUUAGCAGACAUUAAUAUUAAUCUUCAAGAUAUCAAACCAGGUAUUAAUCCACCUAUGACCGUAAUCGAAGAAAAGAACGGUAUAUCAGUCGUGCUUCAUUUUGCUCAAGAUAAUCCAAGACCAGACGUAUUUGUAAUAGUAAUUACAACAAUGAGCAAAAAUUCUAAACCACUUAGUAAUUAUUUAUUUCAAGCAGUGGUGCCAAAAAGAUGUAAAUGUAGACUUCAACCACCAUCUGGAACUGAAUUGCCCGGUCAUAAUCCAUUUCUUCCUCCAUCAGCAAUUACUCAGAUUAUGCUAAUUGCUAAUCCUAAUAAGUUCCUGUCGAUACAUUCCACAGUCUUGCUACGCCAUCGGAAGAGGCUAAAUUAAAAAAAGCAUUUAAAUAAACUAUAAGUGGAAUAACGCGAGGUUAAAGAAAGUACGUUAUUAUUACCAGUAAAUAUAUAUUGAGAAUCUGCACUGAAUGCAGCAUCCCAGACCCAUCGCUUCGCUUCAUGCUGAAGCACCUGUAUUUCAGAAAAAUCUGUAGUUUUCCAAACUCGCGCGGUCUGAUCAGCCGACGUGGUUACCAAGAGCCUGCACAAAAGAUAUUAUACAACUUUUAGACAAUGGUUCGUAUAAUAAUAUUCGUUUGACAAAAUUGAUUACGUUUUGCUUACGUGGAGUCAGGACUAAAUUUGCAUCGAAGCGCAUAACGUUUAUGCGCUGAAAGCUUACGACGAGGAUUAAGACGCGUAGGUUCCUCACCGACACCACCAGUGAGGGUCCAUAUGUAACAAUGGCCUUUGUUACUCACUGCUGCCAUAUAUGUACCAUCUUGAUCGAUCGCAAUGUCUUGCACGGAUACUUCAGCGUCUGGUAUCUGUUGAAAAAUCAAUUAUCCAUGUAAGUUCAAUUGAGAUUGAAACUGAAUUAUUCGCUGUGUUACCAUUAUAGAUGAAACUAAAUAUUUUAGCUGCAUUUGAUAAGUUUACUUUUUAUUAUAAAUUUUCUACCAGCUGUUCAUUAUGAUCCGACCGUAGAUCCCAUAAGUGUAUUACGCCGCUUUGAUCACCCACAAUAAGUUCAGCUUGAUUAGGGUGUAAACAUACACAAUUUACAGGAGCUGAUACUUGAAAUAUCCUUUGACAUUGGAAACUAUUCGUCCUAAAAUAUUACUCUGGUUAUUGUAAUACAUAAACAUAUUUAACCACCAA
Osmia lignaria (orchard mason bee) is the source of this 3229-nucleotide messenger RNA. It is a transcript of the gene Gga, whose product is annotated as ADP-ribosylation factor-binding protein Gga. Gene Ontology annotation, cellular component: trans-Golgi network. Gene Ontology annotation, biological process: protein localization to cell surface; intracellular protein transport; Golgi to plasma membrane transport. Lineage: Eukaryota; Metazoa; Arthropoda; Insecta; Hymenoptera; Megachilidae. Gene Ontology annotation, molecular function: small GTPase binding; ubiquitin binding; phosphatidylinositol binding. The record is from RefSeq and is a predicted model, not a curated record.